AUGGGUCGCACAGAUAGACGGUUCUCGCCCACUCCAGAUUACGAAUCGCCAAGCGCGAAGCUCCGAGUCGAGAAUUUACAUUACGACCUCACGGAGGAUGACUUAGACGACCUUUUUAAUAGAAUUGGACCAGUAAUAUCAUUAUCACUAAUUUACGACCGAGCUGGUAGGUCUGAGGGUAUUGCAUAUGUCACCUACGAGUCUCCAUAUGAUGCAAAGAAGGCUAUCCAGGAAUUCGAUGGCGCAAACGCAAAGGGCCAGCCAAUACGUUUGAUAUCUAUUCCAUCCGGCCCAAGUAGACGUCGGAAUCCACCACCGGGUCGAUCCCUAUUCGAACGCAUCACUCCUGUCAACCAGCAUUCAAAAACUACAUCCAACUUUUCUAGAGUCAAUCAAGAUCGCUCAACGUCACAAGUAACUGAAGGUUACCCAUCUGGAAAGCAGAGUUACACUAGUAGCCCUCGACCCCCCAGAAAUGAGGGGCACAGACCUGGUAUGCGAAAAGAUAGAGGCGAAAGACUCGGAAUGGGUAGUGGUCGAGAUCGAUUAGCCAGAGACGGUCGUCCUAAAAAAACACAGGAAGAACUUGACGCGGAAAUGGAAGAUUAUUGGGGUGCUAAUAAUAAUGCUUCAACGGAUUUAAAUGCCCCUGGCUCAGCAUCUAUCACCGCAGACGACCAAAUGAUAGAGUAA
Blumeria graminis f. sp. triticale is the source of this 693-nucleotide messenger RNA. The record is from the annotation of a GenBank genome assembly. NCBI's taxonomy places the organism in Eukaryota, Fungi, Ascomycota, Leotiomycetes, Helotiales, Erysiphaceae.